This is a messenger RNA of Hippocampus comes (tiger tail seahorse), 2451 nucleotides long. RefSeq names its product junctional adhesion molecule C-like. Gene Ontology annotation, molecular function: cell-cell adhesion mediator activity; protein homodimerization activity; integrin binding. The transcript has 9 exons. Gene Ontology annotation, cellular component: protein complex involved in cell adhesion; plasma membrane; cell-cell contact zone. Gene Ontology annotation, biological process: cell-cell adhesion; cell migration. The record is from RefSeq and is a predicted model, not a curated record. Bases 17 to 994 code for a protein of 325 amino acids. NCBI's taxonomy places the organism in Eukaryota, Metazoa, Chordata, Actinopteri, Syngnathiformes, Syngnathidae.
UCUCUCUGUCAAUCCGAUGCCAAAUCUGUUUAGGCUACUUUGCGCAUGUACUGCUGGGCAAAGCGAGCAUAGCAUCGACUCCAAGAUGGCGAAAGCACGUCUGGUUUACCUCCUGACUCUCCUCUCAACUCACUGCUACUUCAGCGUGUUGGCAGUUGUACUGAGGACAGACAACAACUCACCGUGGACAGAUGAGUUUGACAGAAUUGAAUUAUCAUGUUUGAUCGACUCGAUUUCGACAAACAAUCCGAGAAUUGAGUGGAAAAAGAUUAAAGCGGAGGGACCAAGCUAUGUGUACUUCAACAAGAAAGUUUCAGGUGACUUGGAGAACCGAGCGGUGAUCAGAGAACCGGCCACAUUAGUGAUCACCAACGCAACUCGUUUGGACACGGCAAAAUAUCGCUGUGAGGUCACGGCUGCUGACGACCUGAAGUCCUUUGAUGAGAUUGUGAUUGACCUUGUUGUUCGAGUAAAGCCCGUCGUUCCAAAAUGCAACGUCCCCAAAUCGGUCCCCUUUGGGAAGUCAGCCGAACUGAGUUGUUUGGAGGAUGAGGGUUUCCCCAAGUCUCAGUACCAGUGGUUCAAGAACAAAGAGGAAAUUCCUGAUGACCCAAAGAGCAGCAUGAAGUUCUUCAACUCGUCUUACACUCUCAACUCGGAAACAGGAAUUCUGAAGUUCACCUCCGUCAGAAAAGAAGAUGCUGGCGAGUACCACUGCAGAGCUAAAAAUGAUGCAGGAUAUGCUGAGUGUGCGCCGCAGAAGAUGGAAGUCUAUGAUAUUGAUGUUGUGGGGAUUGUACUGGGAGUGGUGGUGGUGGUUGUGGUACUUAUAUGUAUAUCAGCCGGGAUCUGCUGCGCAUAUAAGCGAGGUUACUUCGCAAGUCAAAAGCAGGCAGGGAACAACUACAAAGUUCCAGCAAAAGGAGAUGGGGUGGACUAUGUCAGGACGGAGGAUGAGGGAGACUUUCGACACAAGUCGUCGUUUGUGAUCUGAGCGUGACGCAAGAAUGACAGUGGGGAAAGUGCCAAGUGAAACGAGUGACACGUGCGGCUGCCGUCCUCGCAGUCUCAAUCACGGAGCCGCCAACGGUUCAUGCUCUGAACUCUCCAACUUUUUCACGUUUGCCAAAGGUGACAAGAUUUCAAAAGGACAACAGUUUGCAAAAAAAAAAAAAAAACCUUACCAUAUUGAGUACACAGGGGAUUGUUUUCUUCAAUUGCUGUACUAAACCGUGGACUUGAACGUUAUUUUCCAAACUCAAAUCCACUUGGAUGAAAUAUUUGACAACACGUAGUCCCACCAAAAUCAUUCAAACAUGACACAUUUCUACAUGACGCUUCACAAGAUGUGUCAUUUGUAAUAACAUUUAUUUUCUACUGUUGAAAUUUGUCAGACUAUUUUUGAUGGGAUAUAUUUUAAAUGCCUAUAGAUAAAGGUUUACUUUUUUAAAUAUUUGUAAAAUACUAACUGUGCUUUUUUUUUUUUUUUAAAUUGUAAUUAUCUGUUUGUGGGUUUAAAAUAUCUGCGAUUGGCUGGCAACCAGUUCAGGGUGUACCACGCUUGCUGCCCGAAGACAGCUGGGAUAGGCUCCAGCACGCCCCGCGACCCUCGUGGGGAUAAAGUGGAUUAAAAAAUGGAUGGCUGGGUUUAAAUGUGUUACUUUCACCACUUUUACAUUCAAGCUGUCAGCAUUUAUACCUUUGCCACCAGAAAGAAAGAACGACGAUCAAAGCAGGUUUCCGUCAGCAUAUCAACAUGUGGUUCAUGAUCAGCGGUCUUGCGUCUCGAACUCUCACCGCUGGGAUCGCCCGGGUUCUGUUUGUCAAAAAGCAACCAAAAAAAACCUCUGUUUUGUUUGUAGUCUUAGAAAGAGGUUUUGAAGAGUGCCAGUCAAAUGCUGUGAAACACUGUACCACAAUCAGUGCUGCGUUUUCUUGAUUUUUUUUUAAGUGUCCUUCUCAGCUUGCUGUUCAUUUUUGUAUAUAUUGAAUUUACUGUCCUGUAGCUGUAAUACAUAACGUACGUUCGGUAUUACAUUAUCAGAAGAAAAAGGUGGACAGGGUGUGUGAGUUAGCCUUUUAGACCCCUCGCCCCUUAAAAAAAAAAACAAAAAAAAAACGUGCUGUAAUACUUUGUUUCGACAAUAGAAAUGCAAUCAACAAUCUGCGGGAGUCUGCGACCUUUACCUGCUUCUUUAAUUCACGGUUAAAGCCUGUCAUCAACAAAGCCUUUCAUCACAAAAUGUGCUGCACCCGCAUCGUCCGAGAAUUGUAUCAAGUACAAUGUAACCUGCCAAGUAAUAUUAUUAAUAAUAAUAAAUAAAAUAUAAUGUUGAGUGAAUUUGUACAAAGGCCCACCCUACUUAAACCUUACUCAUGCUACGCUCAAUGUUCAAAGUCACAUUUUAAAUGAAUAGCUGUUAUGUAAGUAUCAAGAGAAAUGAAUCACUG